UUCUAUGCAACACAGCGACCUCAACAAGACAACGGUAGUAAAGAAAGAUUAUCUAUAAUAGUAUUGUUCAUAGGUGUAACGUUGUUUUUAUUCAGCCAAACUUGAUUAAUCACACAGUCGUUGUUAAGAAGAUCCAUUAAACCAGUUUGAUAGCAAGGUCAAACGUAUUUAAAAAUAUGGAGAAUCCCAGAUUAUAACGGUUAUCUCAAUGUGUUUUCAUGCGAUAAUAUUCUGGUAGUUUCAAAAUGUCCCUUAAAGAAGUAGUAUUGUUUUUUACAUUGUUAACAAGAUUUUACUGUAAUGGAGAAUUCGUAAUUCCGGAAGUUACAUUAGAAGCAUAUGAUCCAAAAGGAUUUAGGGCAUCCAUUCCAGCAAUAAAUGGAAUUCAAAUGUUUGCUUUCCACGCAAACGUUAACAAUGACAUCAGUCAAGUUGAGCCAGGCAAUUUUAGUAAAGAUUUCACAGAACCAACAGAUGGAAAUUUGUGGUCUUACUACAAUUCUGAAUUACAGUUAAAAAUUGGCGAUGAGGUUAAUUACUGGAUAUUCGUCCAAUACGAAAAGCUGGGCUACAGAAAGGAUAAUCUGAAAUGGAAGGUCACUGAACUGGUGAAGAUAGGAGAUAAACCCUGCAAAAAUAGUAUAACAUCUGUAAGUGGCAAAACGCUUAUUUGUAAAGAUGAUCUCGUUUUUGAAGAACAGUUUAAUAAACCCAAAAUAGAUGAUAAGAAGUGGAUUAUAGAACAGUACAUACCCACUUAUAACAGCUUGGACUAUGAAUUUGUUUCUUAUCAAAACAGGCCAGAAGUUUGUUUCAUAAAUGACAACAAACUAUUUAUUAAACCAAAAAUUGCCAGUAGCGAUAAUGAAGUGAAUGGAGAAUUGGAUCUUCGAGGCAGCUGCACUAAGAAAACAGACGACGAAUGUUUCCACAAAAGAGAUAUUUAUUUAAUAGUUCCUCCAGUGACUUCCGGAAGAAUCGUUUCUCGUUUUAGAUUUAAAUAUGGAAAAAUUGAAAUCAAAGCGAAACUACCUUCUGGAGACUGGAUUUAUCCAGAGGUUUAUUUGGAACAAGUGAAUAAUCCAAGAAGAAAGUUAUGGAUUGCUUAUGCUAGGGGAAAUGACAAACUACUCGCAAACAACGAUGAAGAUAUAGGAGGAAGUUUACUGUUCAGUGGACCAGUUUUACAUCACCAAGAGCCAGAGAGAAGCCAAUACUUGAAAACUAAACGUGCUGAUAAACCAUUCACAAGUGAAAUACACAGGUACAUAGUAACCUGGGAGAAAGAUCGCAUUGCAGUUGAAGUAGAUGGAGACGUUUAUGCAGAAGUUGAUAAGAAGGAUGUUGAUAGCAUUGGAUUUGCAGAAAAUGACAUGGUUCAAAUUGUUUUGGGGGUCGGUGUGGGUGGUGUUAAUGACUUUCCAGAUAAUUAUCGAUCAGGAAGUAAUGUGAAACCUUGGGAAAAUAAUGAUAAUAAACAAGUGAAAAACUUUUACAUGGCAAAGGACAAUUGGAUGAAAAGUUGGAAACUAACAACAGAUAAUAGAGCCUUACAAGUCGAUUCAAUUAAAGUUUGGGCUGUGUAACAGUAUCCUCGUGCCAUAUUAUCUUUUAUAUGCAUAUACACAUGUGAUCACUUAAAUAAAUAAAAAAUAUUUUUAAUUAA
Molecule: messenger RNA, 1666 nt
Organism: Zophobas morio
Lineage: Eukaryota; Metazoa; Arthropoda; Insecta; Coleoptera; Tenebrionidae
Gene: Gnbp2
Product: beta-1,3-glucan-binding protein 1-like
Exons: 9
Coding region: 246-1586 (446 amino acids)
Biological process (GO): carbohydrate metabolic process
Molecular function (GO): hydrolase activity, hydrolyzing O-glycosyl compounds; carbohydrate binding
Source: RefSeq, a predicted model, not a curated record